Messenger RNA from Pelagomonas calceolata, 1845 nucleotides. NCBI's taxonomy places the organism in Eukaryota, Pelagophyceae, Pelagomonadales, Pelagomonadaceae. The record is from the annotation of a GenBank genome assembly.
AUGCCGUACGCCCGGAGCGCCCCGACGGCGGACGCGGCGCACUACGAGCAGGACCGAGCUCUCCAGUGGCAGCGCGAGAAGCAGAUCCGCAAGGACGCCGCGCGGCGGCGCAAGCUGCGCGCGCAGAGCAACGAGAAGCGCCAGGCGGCCGAGACCGAACGCGCCCAAAAUGAAUACGCCGAGCGCAAGCACAAGAAGCUCGAGUACGUGAAAUAUUUGCGGAGCCAGCUCCGGAAGCGACAAAAGCCGAAGCGGACGCCGCGCGAGCCGACGCAGUACGAGGUCGAGGAGCGGCGCAAGGAGGCGUCGAAGCGGCGCGCCGUGCAGGCGCGCGAGCGCGAGGCCGCGCGGCGCACGGACGCGUUGGCGGCGGCGACGGCCGCCGCGCGCGCGCUCGCGCGGAAGAACGCGCGGCGGGCCCAGGACGCCGAUUCAGUUGCGCGGACGGCGCCGCCGAUGGGCGCGUGCCCCACCACCCGUUCGUCCUGCGGCGACCUCGCGGCGCCGGGCCUCGACGGCACGCAGCCCUGGUCGGCCGUCGCCGACGCGGCCGCCGCGCGCCUCCAAAGAAGGAUAGAUAGAGGCAGGCAGGCCCAAGAGGCGCUGUCGCGGCGCCACGAGCAGCACGUGGCCUCGAUCUGCGACUCGCCCGCGUCGACGAUGCUGUUCCAGGCCUGGCGGGAGGAGGCCGCCGCGGCCGUCGAGCGGGGCCAGGCGGCCGCGGCGGCGCCGGCGCCGGCGACGAAUAAUGAAGUGUGGUCGAAGCGCCUGGACCACGCCCCCUCCACGCUCUUCUCGUCGCUGGACCUGUCGCUGAACGAGCGCCAGAAGGCGUCCCUGCCGCCGCAGCCCAAGGUCGGGGGCUACGGCGCGAUCCACGCGGCCAAGGCGUCCACGCCGCCCAAGAAGGUCUACGCCAAACGAGGCGAGGGCCUCGACACGCCGACGACGGGCUACGCGCGGCGCGCGGCCCUGAAGGGACGGACGCCGCCGCAGCGGACGCCCUCGUCCGGCGCGCCGACGACGGCCUCGUCGCGGCGCACGCGCCAGAAGAAGCCCAAGCCCGCCUCGCCCAAGGAACGGUGGGGCGCCGGCGGCCGCCAGACCGCCGCCGAGCGCGAGAAGGAGUUGCUGCGCAAGCGCAAGGCGGACUUCGCCGCGCGGCAGCGGCUCAAGAACCAGCAAAAGGCCCGGCGGAAGGCCCAGAAGAGCCAGCGCGCCUCGGCGUCGACGGCGGCGACGUCCGUCUAUCAAAAACCGCUCGAGCUGCAGAAGGCGCCGGCGCCGAUGCCCUGCGAGCGGUCGCCGGACCUGCCCGUGUCGCGGCCGAAACCCCGUCGGAAAGCGCCGGUGGACACGGCCCUGAUCUCCGUCGAGGAGCGCGACGUCGCCAAGAGUCUGCGGAGGCUCGACGGCCUCAUCCAGGAGCGACUGAAGCGGCGGCAAAAGCCGACGAAGCCCGCGUGGCGGCCGCCGUCUCCGUUAGGCUCGCUGUCGCCCGUGCACGAGUCGCCCGCGCGCCGGCCGUCGCCGCGGCGGCGCCGCGGCGACGCGCGGUCGCCCGACGGCUGGCGCCGCUGCUCGCCGGUCUCGGACGCGUCGCCGCCGCCGCGCCGCCGCCGCCGCGACGACCGCGAGCGGCGACGCGCGCCGACGCAGCGCGAAUGGGACGAGACGCCCGUGGGCGGCGGCGACGCCGCGGCCGACUUCGAGAACGCAGCCCGACAUAUGGGCUCGCAGAAGCCGCGCCGGCGGCACCUGCCGGACCGGCCGCCGCUGCCGGACCGGACGAACCAGGGGGAGGGCCUCGUCGUGCAGACGUCGCUGGCCUACCUCCUCGAGUAG